Molecule: messenger RNA, 4201 nt
Organism: Salvelinus sp. IW2-2015
Lineage: Eukaryota; Metazoa; Chordata; Actinopteri; Salmoniformes; Salmonidae
Gene: vac14
Product: vac14 homolog (S. cerevisiae)
Biological process (GO): phosphatidylinositol biosynthetic process
Cellular component (GO): endosome membrane; PAS complex
Source: RefSeq, a predicted model, not a curated record
CUGUAAGGGUUACACCUGUUGUAUUCGGCGCAUGUGACAUAACAUUUGAUUUGACAUCGCUGAGAAAUUGCAUGGGUCACCAGACUCAGGUGUGGAAAUUCUGUGUAAUUAUACAUUCCAUGUAUGUUCAUUUAAAAAAAUCCCCGACUGCAUAAGGACCAAACAUUCGACAGAGUAUGUUGAAAAUUAACUUCCGGCAACGUUGGUGUGUAAAUACUAGCAUUYCUAAAAGUAGGUAGCCUACGCACUUCUGCAACAGUGAUAAUUUAUUUCCCACAAGUGAUGUCCCAUUCCAAAUGUAAUAAUUGACAUAUCUGUUGAUUACCGUGUGCGUUAUGUAGACGUCAUUCUGGCGAUACGUUCAUUGCGGUUGAACGUUUGCUACGUUCCCGAACGGUUUUUACUGAACGACACAUUUCCCCAAACGUUUCUGUACGUUCUUAACAGACAUUGUGCGUUUUGUUCCGUUUGGGUGUAGCUCGAAGCAAUUAGUGACGUUUUUAAAUGGCAGUGGUGCACUUUUAAAUCAAACCCAACCCCUCCCCGUUUUUCAGCUGAUCUUUAGCACGUUUCCGUUUAAUUGAACGUUCCACUACGUUUUUUCGUGCUGAUGUUAAAGCUCCCCUCCCCUCGCGUUCAUUUGCACGUGACGUUCAAAACAGAUCUUCAGAUCGGUGCUUGACUAACCGCCCUUCAAGGAAGUCAUGUGAGCCAGGAAAUAUGGCUACAUGAGCAAGUCUAUUAGGACCGAUCGCUGCAUAUUGUCAAUAGGUAUCUUUGCGACGAUCAUCUUGCCACGCUCCGUCGUGACAGGUUAUCCCAGGCUUCGAAGCCUGCUAUUCCCAGGUUUGGUAUCGGGGGUUGUUUUCUUUAAGUGAUUUGCGUCGUUAUUGGAAUAGUUUAGGGCGAGUUUAUGAAACAACGUUCCCCUUAUCAUUAACCGAACUGUCAAGUUCCCCGCUAAAGCCUCUGAAAAUGAACACCGAGAAAGACUUCUCGCCUUUGACCCCAAAUAUUGUCAGAGCACUCAACGACAAACUGUACGAGAAGAGGAAGGUAGCUGCUCUAGAGAUUGAAAAACUGGUGAGGGAGUUUGUGGCUCAGAACAACUCUACCCAGAUUAGACAUGUUAUCCAGAUACUGGCCUCAGAGUUCGCCCUGUCCCAGCACCCUCACAGCCGCAAAGGAGGCCUCAUCGGCCUGGCAGCAUGCUCCAUUGCCCUGGGAAAGGACUCCGGGCUGUACCUGAAGGAGCUUAUCGAGCCCGUACUCACCUGUUUUAAUGAUUCAGACAGCAGACUGCGGUACUAUGCCUGUGAGGCACUCUACAACAUAGUAAAAGUGGCCAGGGGAGCUGUCUUACCCCACUUCAACGUGCUCUUCGAUGGCCUCAGCAAGCUUGCUGCAGAUCCUGACCCCAAUGUGAAGAGUGGCUCUGAACUCCUUGACAGACUGUUGAAGGACAUUGUGACGGAGAGUAACAAGUUUGACCUGGUGGCGUUUGUCCCCCUGCUGCGUGAGAGAAUCUACUCCAACAACCAGUAUGCCCGUCAAUUCAUCAUAUCCUGGAUACUAGUUCUGGAAUCUGUUCCGGACAUCAACCUCCUGGACUACCUGCCAGAAAUCCUUGAUGGACUCUUCCAGAUCUUAGGGGACAGCAGCAAAGAGAUCCGGAGGACGUGUGAAGUUGUCUUGGGAGAGUUCCUGAAGGAGAUCAAGAAGACUCCCUCUAGUGUCAAGUUUGCAGAGAUGGCCAACAUCCUGGUCAUCCAUUGCCAGGUUUCUGAUGAGUCCAAACUCACAAAUGACCUAAUCCAGUUGACAGCCAUGACAUGGAUGAGGGAGUUUAUCCAGCUGGCAGGGAGGGUGGUCCUGCCCUACUCCUCUGGCAUCCUGACUGCUGUCCUGCCCUGCCUGUCCUAUGACGACCGCAAAAAGAGCACCAAAGAAGCUGCCAGUGCCUGUAACCACAGCCUGAUGAAGCUGGUGACCCCUGAAGAUGAUGAGGAUGAAGAGGAAACUGGAAGCGGUGACAGCCAACCCAGAGAAGACAGCCCGCCAAAGACCGAGGGGGACACUAACGAUAUGCUCAACGCGUCACAGGAGUCUGUGGGUUUCAGCAACAUCUGCUUCUUCACUCCCACAAGUGCUGACCGGUCACAGGUGACCCUUGACCUUGAUGGGAUAGUUCAGGUGCUGGACCGCCACCUGCAUGACUCCUCCACCGGCAUGAUGACCCGCAUCGCCGUGCUCAAGUGGCUGUACCACCUCUACAUCAAGACACCUCGCAAAAUGUUCCGGCACACAGACAGUCUGUUCCCCAUGCUGCUGAAGACACUCUCAGAUGAGUCUGAUGAGGUCAUUCUUAAGGACCUGGAGGUUCUAGCUGAGAUUGCGUCAUCCCCAGCAGGACAGACCGAUUCCUCAGGCUCAUGUGAUAAUUCUGACAACAAACUGGCGCUUCAGGUUCCUGAUGGGGCCAAGGCAGGCCCACAGACAGUUGUGGGCGACUCGUCGCCCUCCACCCCCAGCAUGAACUCUUACUUCUACAAGUUCAUGAUCAACCUGCUGAAGCGCUUCUGCCUGGAGAGAAAGCUGCUGGAGAACAGAGGAGCCUUCAUUAUCAGGCAGCUGUGUCUGCUUCUGCACGCAGAGAACAUAUUCCACUCCAUGGCAGACAUCCUGUUGAAGGAAGAGGACCUGAAGUUUGCAUCCACCAUGGUGCAGACGCUAAACACCAUCCUGCUCACCUCCGCAGAGCUCUUUCAGCUGCGCAACCAGCUCAAGGACCUGCGCACACAGGAGAGCUGUGCCCUGUUCUGCUGCCUGUAUCGUUCCUGGUGUCACAACCCUGUGGCCACUGUGUCUCUCUGCUUCCUGACCCAGAACUACCGCCAUGCCUAUGACCUCAUACAGAAGUUCGGUGAUUUGGAGGUGACUGUCGACUUCCUCAUGGAAGUUGACAAGCUGGUACAGUUGAUCGAGAGCCCCAUCUUUACCUACUUGCGUCUCCAACUGCUGGAUGUGGAGAACAACCCAUACCUGAUCAAGGCCCUGUACGGCCUGCUGAUGCUGCUGCCCCAGAGCCAGGCCUUCCAGCUGCUCUCCCACCGCCUGCGCUGUGUGCCUAACCCAGAGCUUAUGAGGACAGUGGAUGAGUCAAAGUACAUUGAGUCUAAGCCUGUUGGCGCCAAGCAUCUGGCCUACACCCACAUGGACUACAAUGACCUGCUGCAGCACUUUGACCGGGUCCAGAGCAAACACCUYGAGGUGCGCCACCAGCGCUCAGGCCGUGCUGACCACCCAGACCGGAAGCUGGUGCUGUGACGCAUUGGGACCAUCUUUGACCCCUGAGGCAGGGCACUGCGUCAAGCCUUCACCCACGCAUGCCCACACACGGCGACGCAAAACAUCCCAACCGGUAACUUAAAGGAACCAAACUGAAUGAAGACUGCUCAUCUCUUGUUUAGGGCCACCCUUGUGCUAAUAAAUUGUUUAGCCAUUGAACGUUCUGUAGGAAUAAAGGACAUCAAUUCAGAUUUUUCUUUUUUAAACAGUAUUUUUUUUUGUUCAGGUGCUGGAAGUGUUGAGUUGCACACACACACACACACAGCCCAUACAUUUGUAUUUAACCCUGCUUUCUCCAGACGCAUGGACAAUUUGUUUAGCCCCACCCAAUCCUAUUGUAAGAAGUGACACUACCUUAUUUUGACUGGAGGACAAUCAAAGCUUGAAAUUAGGUCAGGGGAAACCGCUUGCAUGUUAUGUUUAGUUUUUAAAAUAAUGAACACCAUCUUUGUUCUCACUAUUUAAACUGCUUGAUGUUACUUGGCAGGCCCAUAUUCCACAGUUGUCCCAAAAGACCUGUACAAUGGACAUGUUCUUUCGACUCUUGUUCCACAAAGCUAAACAACUGGAUACUACCGCACCUGAAUUCAAGUCAUGGUUGUUGAACAGUGUUAAAUAUCUCUCUCUUGGCCCCUGAACUCUCCUCCACCAUUCCCUUCUCAUUUCUCUCUUCUCCACAGCCAGUGUUUCCCCCUAACUGACUGCUCUGCACCCCUUUUCUCUUUUGAACUGUUGUCAUUUACUUUAUUUUCUUAUUGCUACCAUACCUGCUUCCUGGCCAGGCCUUCUGUAGAGAGACUGACCUUGUGUUAUCAAGUGAAACGUAUAAAAUAAAGUGGACCAUGUAUAAUAA